This is a messenger RNA of Funneliformis mosseae, 663 nucleotides long. The record is from the annotation of a GenBank genome assembly. NCBI's taxonomy places the organism in Eukaryota, Fungi, Glomeromycota, Glomeromycetes, Glomerales, Glomeraceae.
AUGACCGAAAUUUCUCAAAAUGAUGUCAAUCAAAUCAAACAACUUGAAGAUCUCGUGAAACAACUCGCUUCAAACGUGUCGAAUUUAUUGUUAUAUCUUCCAAAUUUAAUAUCUGGUCUUGAAUCAUGUAAACAUAUUUUAAUUGAUGAUGAUUCAACGUUUGAUGAACAAACUAAAGCUUAUGCCUGGGCACAGGUUGUAAAAAUCGUUGAAUUAUUGGCAAAUGCUGCAAAAAUUGCUUUCGAGUUAAUUGUUACAUUUAUGAACGUCAACGCCAAUGUAAAUUAUCCUAAUGUUGAUUAUCAAUGUCUUCGCGCACUUGCAAAUUUCUGUAUAACUCAUGAUAGAAAUCGGCAACAAUUUAUAGAUACCGGUGGUAUUGAUGUAGCGCUUAACUGUUUAAAACAACAAAAAGAUUUAGAAACGAUUCGCGCUUCUAGUGCGACUCUAUUAAACGCUGGACUCAAUUAUGAUAAUGUCAAUGUUGGAAUAGUAGAUAAGGAUGGUUUAAAUACUUUGGCCGAAAUCCUUGAUCCUGAGGGUGUAUUAAAAAAAUACGAGAAUGAUAUUGAAGUCGCAAGAACGUGUGUAUAUUUUGCCACUAGAGUUAUCAUAAACCUCAUCGGCACAGCUGAAGGAAAGAAGGAUAUUGGAAAUACAAAG